ACCUUGUCGAUUUGACACAAACAGCUUUCUCUCGUUGUAUUCUAUACAUUUGUCCUGAGAAUCUUUAAAGAUGUUCUGAAGAGUUGGAUUAUUUGUAAUUCACUUGUUUGGAUUUGGCCCAAUCGUCCGCUUUACACUUGUUUGAAUUUGAAAAUGUCGUCAGAUGAAGAAGAUGACUUGCCUCCUCCUUUUCACUCUGUGAAUAUGGAAAACACAAGAAACGAAAAGAUAGAAAUAAUUUUAAGAGACACAAACUGCUGGAGUUACAAAGGUGAAUUCCAAAGUCCUAUCAAAGAGGGGAAGUUUCACUGUCAUUCGUCCUCCUCGUUAAGGGACGAGAAUGUUGCUUGUUCCAAACCCAGCUCGGACAAUAAUAGUCUGUGUUCGUUAGAAUCACUUAUAGUUUGUCUUAGUAGUAAGGCUCUUCAAAGUCCUUUUGGCUUUAAACUAUACGACUGCCUGAAGAAGGAAAUGCUAUCUCAAGUAUAUGAAGGUACAGCAAUGAAGACAUCCUGUAUUUAUUGGAGUCGAAAUAUAUCCAAUCCUCUCAUAGAAGCUCCUGUCCUACAUUUAUGUUCAGCUGAAGAAUUUCUCGAACAUUGUGUUUCAGAAGAAAGCUUAUUGAACUUUGCACGCAUGUUGAAGAACUUGGGCCAUGGAGGUCGAAACGAAUUGGUUUUGUUUGGACAUGCAGAGUUGAAACAAAAGUGUUGCUCGAUUCGAAACUCACACAAAGAUGUAUCGCAGUUGGAGAGAAUAAAGGUUUGUUGUCUACUAAAGAUAUUUACUUUAUCUAAACUAUCUCCUUAGGAAUUUUCGCUACUACUAUAUGUAAAGGAAUUUAUUCAUUGCAUAUGGAUGAAUAACGUCGAUCAAGUCGCAGCUUAUAUUAUGCAUAUAACGAAGGCUGCAGACAGCCUUUUGAGAAAGUGAGGCUCGAGAAUUUUUUUUGUGUCUUAUCUAGUUCUCAAACGUCAACCCUUUUUUUAGAGGACCUAGAGAAAGAACGAAACUAAGUGAGUUUGGGAACCGCAGGAGAUUUGCAGAAGCAUCGAAAGCUUCGAAAAAUUCUUUAAGAGAUAUUUACAAACUGAUCCUGGAAAGAACUUUGGGACGCCGAAGCAAAGCAGUUGAAACAGUUAUUGCUGUAUACCCAACAUUGUAUCAUUUGAGAACUGCCAUUUCCAAACACAAUGA
Messenger RNA from Galdieria sulphuraria, 1197 nucleotides. RefSeq lists its product as uncharacterized. Lineage: Eukaryota; Rhodophyta; Bangiophyceae; Galdieriales; Galdieriaceae. The transcript is spliced from 2 exons. The coding region runs from base 154 to 810 and encodes 218 amino acids. The record is from RefSeq and is a predicted model, not a curated record.